GUCAAGCACGCUCAGUCCUUUCUCGUACUCGCACACCUGUGUAUCUAAGCGCGACCGGAGCACUCGUAACGAAAGAGAAACUGCAGUCAUUGUCGCCGUUGCCUAAUCAUGCACAAGAAAUGACAUAAGACAAGACCCGAUUCAGCACACGUGUUCUGUUCCGGAAUCUAUCCAACUGUUUUCGAGUCAUUUUGUUCCGUCGCCGUCGUUGGAUCCUCGAGGAUAGGAGAUGAUGGUGACAUACGUUAAUUUUUUGGUGUUCCUGCUGACCCUCGCGGUUAUAUGCUCCGCUAAAGUGGGACCGAAGGUCAAGUGUUUCCCUGAUAAGAUGAGGGUGGAGGUGCCUAUUGUACCAUCCAACACGAAGCAGGUUUACUUGGAAGGGCUCAAGAACUACCCCGAUCCAGCUUGUCGUCCACACACAGACUCUACUGGAAACCUAGCUGUGCUAGAGCUUGAUCUUAGAGACGUGUACCGUUGCGCUGUCACAAGAGUAGUCAAUGAAAAGACGGGAAAACAAAUCUUCUACCAGACAUUGGUGGUCGAAGGCGAGGAGAAAACGGAAGACGGUCAGUCGAAGAAGACCAGAGAAACGAUCCACGUGAAAUGCUCCAUCUUAUCCCUGAGAAACCACACCGUGUCGCGUAGGAGCGUCCUCCCUGCGGGAUUCCAGGAACCCGAGGAUUUGGAAAUAACCAAGACAGUUACCGAGGUGGCCCCCGAACCCAUCCUUGGGGUGGGCGUGAGACAGGCAGGUAAACUGGUUACCGGGGAACUUAACGUCUCCCCUGGCACCCCGCUUCAGAUGGAGAUCUUCCUCGACAAGGUUUCAGCUGCCAUCUACGGCAUCCUGGUCACACAUAUGCAGGUCACCGAUACCAAAUCCCAGGAGGAAACCAUCAUUUACAAUGGGUGCUCCGUGGACCCUUACCUCUUCGAGAAUUUCCAGACGGAGGACGGGGACUUCCUGACCGCCAAAUUCAGGGCCUUCAAGUUCCCCGAGUCGACUUACGUCCAAUUUAAGGGAACGGUGAACGUUUGCCUGAACAAGUGCCAAGGGGUGGAGUGCAGCGACGGGCAGAUAGGCUACGGUCGCAGAAGGAGAUCCCUGCCCACCCUCCCAGCAGAUCCCAACAAGAUCUUCGAGAUCACCAUCACCUCCUUCAUCAAGGUCAACUACGACGACGAAUCCGAGAACUUCGAGGCGUUGAUCAAGAACCAGACCAAGAUCUUCGAGAAGGGCUCGGUCAGCAAGCUCCAAACGCGCAACAUGGAAGACAGGCGGUUCUACGAGACGGUGCAGAAUCAGGAACAGGCGGAGAACACACCGCUGCUGAUCCAGAAGGAGCAAGAACAGUACAUCACGGUUACCGAUCAUCUCUCGGACUCGGCCGUCUCGACACUCGGAAACGUCGUCGCUGUCCUGAUUUGUCCCGCUUUGCUCCUGCUGAGAAUUUGAGGGGGACACUUCGACGACGGCGUCAGUUUUUUUUUGAACGAUCGGAAAGGUUGGCGUCGUCGCCUGUGCAAUGAUACUUUUGUAUAUUUCACGUAAGGUAUAAAACGUCAGGAUGGAAUUACAGCGAGAGUGGGGCUUCAGGAACAUGGUGGGGGUCUUCUUCUUGCUCCUCAUUCCAAUGAAACAUUCAUUCAUCGGAAAUUGACCUGGGAUAAGUGAAGAGAUACUCCGAGUCACAUAGAUGAUAAACAGUAAAUGAAAUGGAGCAAGAGGAAGUCUUUCCAUUAAAAAAAAAUUAAUAUUCCCUCUCAUAAAGAUUACUUAAAUCCACCGAUGCUUCCUGAAGACCCACAAAAAUAAUCAAAGUCUGUGAUAACUCCCCACAUAGAGCGAUACUUGGUAUCAUUUUUUCGGUAUAAGUUCAAGAGCUCAAUUUAACAAUUAGCAUUAUACUUUUAAUUCACUAUCUAACUUAGGCUUCCUUACUGAUUUCCCUCGAAUUAGGUUAAUGUAAAUAUUGCAAGGAUAGAGUUUAGUUUUUCAAUUUUUACCAGUGAAUAGGAUAAAAUGAUCUUCUGAUACCACGCACCAUGGUGUCAACCGGAACCGGAAAGAUUAUCCCCCUUCUUGAUAGAUAGGCACCCCCUUUGUUGACGAAAACUUACGAAUUCCUCUCCAUUUCACACGUAUAAAUCUCCUUCUGGACGUUUUCCAUUCAAAUUCAGAGAUACCACGUCAAUAGCUACGACGAAAAGAUGAAAAAUCCGAUGAUUUAUAGGGAAAAUUCGGGGAUGAGCCGUUUGGAUCCCCAUUCGCGAUUUGAGGAUGAUUUUUCACCCUGUCAUUGUGUUUCAGAGUAUUCAUUUCUUAGCGCUGUUUUUAUGGAUAGUUCAUACUGCCACUUUACACUGACCUCUCAGUUGUACUCGCUAGCUUGCGUAAUGUAUAAUUGCUUUUUAAUUAUGAAUUAACAAUGUAACUAGUCUGUAUCAAUUACUGUAAUAAAUUUUAUAGUAACGUAA
This is a messenger RNA of Coccinella septempunctata (seven-spotted ladybird), 2481 nucleotides long. RefSeq lists its product as uncharacterized. The record is from RefSeq and is a predicted model, not a curated record. Lineage: Eukaryota; Metazoa; Arthropoda; Insecta; Coleoptera; Coccinellidae. The transcript is spliced from 6 exons. The coding region runs from base 230 to 1459 and encodes 409 amino acids.